UAAUUUUGACAGAUACCAUGACCCGCCAGUUACUAUCUCAGAAAAGGCUAUUCUGUUCUUUACUUCAUCAUGGCGUGGCUUAAUUACGAUUAUAGUGCCACUAAUAUUGAUACCGAUAUUGAUACCGUUUCCACCAGAGAAAUAUCAAUGGUGUGCAUACACCCUGAUGUUGAUGGCUAUAUUUUGGGUAACGGAAUGUAUCCCACUACCGGUGACAUCAUUUUUGCCGAUUCUUAUCUUUCCUAUGUCUGGCGUCAUGGAUACUGCUAAAACGUGCCGCUGCUAUAUGAAUGACACUAUUAUAAUGUUUCUUGGGAGCAUGAUGCUGGCUGCUGCUGUCGAGCAAUCUGGACUUCAUAAACGAUUGGCACUUUGGACCAUAAGAGCUAUUGGCUUAUCGCAUUACAAAUUGUUAUUUGCAAUUUCAUUCAUUACUAUGUUCGUCUCGAUGUGGAUAACCAACACAGCUGCUACAACGAUGAUGGUCCCAAUCAAUAGUGCCUUAUUAAAAGUUUUUGAAGACCAAAACUCUUUAAAAAUGUAUGAACCCAAUAAGAACGGUGAUAUGGUUGCGACAGAUUUUUCAUCAUGCUAUUUUUGCGCUAUCACAUUUUCUGCGACUAUAGGUGGUAUUGGAACUUUAGUAGGAACAGCUACUAAUCUAGUGUUUAAAGGACUGUUUUCAAGAGCAUUUCCACUGGCCCCAGAAUAUUUAUCUUUCCCAAAGUUUUCUGCGUUUUCUGUACCAUAUAUGUUACUUAUGGAGUUAGCUAUGUAUUUUUAUUUGAUUAUCGUGUACUUCGGAUUUUUAAGACCCAAUAGCCAAGCUGCUAAAGAUUCUGUGAUCACCCCAGAAAGUAUCGAAGCAGCAAAAAAGACCGUUGAUAAAGAUUGGGUAAAUUUGGGAAAAGUAACAUUUUGGGAAUAUAUGGUAAUCAUAUUAUUUGGUGGAGCAAUGGUAUUAUUCUUUGCAAGAUCCCCUCAAAUUUUUCAAGGUUGGGGCGAUAAAACCAUCAGUUAUUUCGGGAUUAAAAAUAACAAAUUCAUUGGAGAUUCUGUUCCCGCUAUGCUAGUUUGCACUUUGAUGCUUCUUCUCCCAUCAAAUUUAAAUAUUUUUAAGAACUUUAGGGCAAAAUCUUACGGGGAUUUAACAAAGGCACCUAUAUCGUCUGUAUUAAACUGGAAAAUAGUAAAUGAUACAUUGCCAUACAGUUUUAUGUUUCUUUUAGGAGGUGGAUUUGCUCUCUCUGAAGCAGCAAAAGAAGAGUAUUCAGACCUCAACGGACGAAUCGGAGAUGUCUUGCAAAACUUAAAGACACUACCAAAUUCAUUCAUAAUUUUUCUUAUCAUUACUUUUACUAUUUUCAUUACCAAUUUUGCUUCAAACGUUGUUGUCUGCAAUGUUUUGGCUCCAAUAGCUAUGCAGUUGGCCAAGCAAGUAAAGGUUAAUCCGCUCUGGUAUAACAUAGCAGCUGGAUUUUCUGCAUCUUAUUGCUUUUGUUUACCUGUUGGAACUCCGGGUAAUCUGAUAGUUCAAGGUGCUGCAGAUAUCCCUACUUCUAAAAUGAUGAAAGCAGGCAUAGGACCAACGAUUUCAACUUUAAUCCUCACUUGGUUUGCUAUUUACUUCUGGGCUCCAGUUAUAUGGCCAGAUUUACAUGAAUAUCCUUCAUGGAUAGGUUCCUAGUGCGAAAUAAAUAAAAAAAACAAUUUGUAA
Bombyx mori (domestic silkworm) is the source of this 1717-nucleotide messenger RNA. RefSeq names its product protein I'm not dead yet. The record is from RefSeq and is a predicted model, not a curated record. Bases 167 to 1687 code for a protein of 506 amino acids. The transcript is spliced from 14 exons. Gene Ontology annotation, molecular function: succinate transmembrane transporter activity; citrate transmembrane transporter activity. NCBI's taxonomy places the organism in Eukaryota, Metazoa, Arthropoda, Insecta, Lepidoptera, Bombycidae. Gene Ontology annotation, biological process: transmembrane transport; citrate transport. Gene Ontology annotation, cellular component: membrane.